This is a messenger RNA of Planococcus citri (citrus mealybug), 1497 nucleotides long. RefSeq lists its product as uncharacterized. Bases 159 to 611 code for a protein of 150 amino acids. The record is from RefSeq and is a predicted model, not a curated record. The transcript is spliced from 4 exons. Lineage: Eukaryota; Metazoa; Arthropoda; Insecta; Hemiptera; Pseudococcidae.
GAUAUGAUUGUUCAAUAUAAAAAAGUUUAAAUACCAAUUACUAGGUAGCUGAUUAUGAUAGGAAAAUAGUGAGUAGUUGGUUGAACUCGUCAUUCUGAUUUUUUUGUUCGUGAUUUUCAGCAUAUAAAAGUCGAAUUACGUGUAAAAUAGCGAGAAAAAUGUCGAACAUGAUGCAGUUUUUCCGAAUUUCCUUCUUGAUUGUAGCAGUAUUAGUAUUGACAACCGAAGCUUUUCCAAAGAAAUCUGAUUUUGUUGAAGAGCUUUCAAGCGGAUCAAAAUACGUAAACGUAGAUGAAACAAUCGAAAAUAAUUUUCAAAUUGCUGACGCUGAGAAAAAGAUCGUGAAACGUCAAGUUCGUCCAGGCGCAACAGGUCCUGGUCAAUAUGGAGGAACCUGGAAUUCACAAAACGGUAAAACAGAGGUUAAAGCCGGAGUAGAUUUUAAUCGAGCACCUCAAUUAGGAUGGCAUGCUGAUGCUAAACAUCAAAUUUACAAAAAUCCAAGCGGAAAAGUCACCGUCGAUGCGUUUGCUGGAGCCAACCAGCAGUUUAAUCAAAUUGGUAAAUCACAUCCUAAUGUUCAAGGUGGUGUUAGGGUGAAUUUCCGUUGAAACCAGAAUAGAAUUUGGUACCUACUACCUACUUAAGUAAAUGUAAAAUUUUGAAUUGUAUUUUCUUAAACGAGAUUUCAAUUACUACGUACUUACACGUAAUUUAUUUAACAGACUAUUUUUAUCAUAAAAGUGUAUUAUUGCCUAUGAUUUAAAUAAGUAGAUAUAGGUAUCAGAAUCAAAUAAAAUUCGAAAAAGAAAUCUACAAUUUGAUCUGAAUAAUUUUUCACUAGAAACUAUGCUAGAGAGGUGAGUUUUACUCAUAAACUCAGUUAAAAUAGAAAUAUGGCCAACAAGUUAAUUCAAAAAAUUUUCAAAUUUUCCAAAAACAAAAAUAAAAAAAUUAGAAAUACCUACCUGUGUGGUUAUUUAUUACUCGAAUUUUCACUCUCCUAAGAAAGUUGAAUUCAAAAAAAAUUCCACUGAUAUAAUCUGACAACUUUGAGAAAAAUUUGACGGAAUUUGAUGAAAUUUGCAUAAAACAAAAUCAAAAUAAUGCAUACCUAUGUUUAAAAAUGACAUCAAAACACUCAUGCGUGUAAAAGCACAUUUCAAAUGACCAAAAACUGAUAGAAACAUGCUUGAAAACCUAUUGAAAUAAUAUUUAUGCAAAAACAUGAAAAUCAUAAAAAGGCCCUAGGCAGAUAAGUAUAUGCAUGGUCGAGCGGCCCCCGGGACCUUCGGAGGUGAAACUUUUGUGAUGUAUAGGUACCCCCAGGAUAAGUAUUUUCCCCAAGCUUUGGACCUCAACUCUGAGUAGUUCUUGAGUAAUUCCUCAAAAAUCGAAAAUCGUUUUUAAUUUUUUUCUCAGGAUAAAUAAAGUUGUUACUUUCAGCGUUUGACAUUUUAAAUAGAAGAAAAAUGUAAUACAGUGUUUUGUGUACAA